CUGGGGAGACCAGAUAUAGUGAAUGCGGGGUCCGGGGAGAGCGGAUAUAGUGAAUGCGGGGUCCGGGGAGAGCGGAUAUAGUGAAUGCAGGGUCCGGGGAGAGCGGAUAUAGUGAAUGCAGGAUCUGGGGAGACCAGAUAUAGUGAAUGCGGGGUCCGGGGAGACCAGGUAUAGUGAAUGCGGGGUCCGAGGAGAGCGGAUAUAGUGAAUGCAGGGUCCUGGGAGAGCGGAUAUAGUGAAUGCGGGGUCCUGGGAGAGCGGAUAUAGUGAAUGCGGGGUCCGGGGAGAGUGGAUAUAGUGAAUGCAGGGUCCGGGGAGAGCGGGAUAUAGUGAAUGCGGGGUCCUGGGAGAGUGGAUAUAGUGAAUGCAGGGUCCGGGAGAGCGGAUAUAGUGAAUGCAGGAUCUGGGGGAGACCAGAUAUAGUGAAUGCAGGGUCCGGGGAGAGCGGAUAUAGUGAAUGCAGGAUCUGGGGAGACCAGAUAUAGUGAAUGCAGGGUCCGGGGAGAGCGGAUAUAGUGAAUGCA
Messenger RNA from Staurois parvus, 524 nucleotides. The record is from the annotation of a GenBank genome assembly. Lineage: Eukaryota; Metazoa; Chordata; Amphibia; Anura; Ranidae.